UCUCCCUAGACAUUCAUCACUGUAAUGGGGACCUUUAUGAGAAGCUGGAGUUGCAUAAACUCAAGGACAUUUAUUGGUUCGAGGCGACAUUUCUGCAGUCAUAGUCAUAUUUCAUCACGAAGUGUUAAGGUUCUAUAUGAUGGACAGUGUCCCAUCUGUGUUAAAGAAAUCCAUUUCCUACAAUAUUUGCAAAGGCAUCGUCCAGGAAAAGUUGAUUUUAUUGACAUCUCUCUUGACGGCUAUGAUGGAGGCAAAUACGAAGGAAUCAGCUACGAAAUGGCCAUGGAAGAAAUGCACGUGAUUGAUGAGAAAAAUAAAGUUCAUCGUGGAGUUCCGGCCUUCACGGUCAUGUACAGCGCUGUGGGUUUGGGCUGGUUGGGCCGCUUCAUAUCGUGGCCGGUUGUCCGACCUUUGAUGGACAAAGCUUAUGCUGUGUUCGCCAAGAACCGUCUUAAGUGGACUGGACGAGAUGAGUGCAACACAGGCCGCUGUGUUAAGAAGGACUCAUAAGGAACACAUUUUAGAGACGACUG
Chanos chanos (milkfish) is the source of this 533-nucleotide messenger RNA. RefSeq lists its product as uncharacterized. The coding region runs from base 25 to 510 and encodes 161 amino acids. The transcript has 3 exons. The record is from RefSeq and is a predicted model, not a curated record. Lineage: Eukaryota; Metazoa; Chordata; Actinopteri; Gonorynchiformes; Chanidae. Gene Ontology annotation, molecular function: protein-disulfide reductase activity.